UAAUUGAAAUAAAACUUUUAUUUAUUGAUAAUGAAAAUCUAAAGAAAGUACAGCAGAAGUCUUAGUAAGGGGAAUGGGUGUUACCGCCACAUCCGGUCAUCUCUCAACCGGAUGCACAGGCAACUAGAACAUAACAACUAAUUUAAUAAAAGUAAAGUGUUUGAAAAGUAAAUGUUUAUUUCAUGACUAGUAUAACUAAGGCGACUUCUAACUCGCUCUCGGGCCAUGCACGCAAUCAUCACUCGACAAAAUCAUCCUCACCUGCACAAAUAAAGUGCAGAAACAAAACAAGGAAAAGAAAACAAAAAUUAGCUUUAGAGCUAAGUAAGUACUACCCAACCCCGUAAAAUAAUCAUGUUUGACUAAAAUAGAUUUUAAUAUAAUAAUAUAUAAAAAUACUCACACCAUCGAAAUUCUUUUCACUUUGAUUUUUCUCAAGACUACUUCUUUACAAAAAUCCUCAACUUCUCUAUAAAACUUCAUAAUAACUCUUCUCUUUGAUUUCCUCAAAAAUCACUUCUUCUCUAACUUCCUAGUAAUUUAGAAGGGCGGUGCUCAACCUUUCGGUAGAGCCCGGUGGACCGUGGUUACGGACGGUCACCCCGAACAAGUGCCGGUACCACAACUGCUCUGUUGGAAACGAAACGACUACCUUAAGUGUGCACACCCCCUAAAAGGGAUUCCAAGCCCCCCGAGUAGUAAGUCGUAACGAGUAGUCGGGACUCAGUCUACCAACUACCCCUGAAUAAGAUAUUUUGAAUGAUUAGGGAUUACUACUACCAUAACUUCUUCUUAAAAGGGAUCAUCGAUCCAAAUAUCACUUUAAACUCAAACUGUACUUCUUAGUAGUAGCAAACCUAAUCACCCUCCACAUUUAUCCGGAUGUGGAAAACCGACACCCCGGAUUACUCCCGAGAUGUUCACUUGUUAUGAAAAUGUAAAUUUUAUCUUCAAUAAAUAAUACUUCAAAAAUACUUCUCAAUUUCUCUAAAAAGUCUUGAAGGUAUUUAAAAAUAUUUAAUACCCCAAAAGUACUUAAUUUAUAUUUCUCAACUACCAUAUAUAUAAUAUCUCUUCACAUUUCUCAUACACAAAAUUCAACAAUUCACACUUAUUCACCGGAAACAAUUUUAGAUUGGCAGAGAAACUUACCUCAACUCCAAGUACUCUAGGAAAAUCUUCUACCUUGUUCUUCAAUCAAUCACUUUCUAUUAAAAAUUCUAAAAUAAAUAUUCUUGAAUAGUAAAAUUCCUCUACAUAAUUUCUAACGAAUUAUGUUCAAUACAUUUGAUUAAUAACUUCAUAUUAUUUUAUUCCAUUUACAAAAGUCCAAAAUUAAUCAUCCAUUUAAUAUAUUUCAUUUAUAGUCAUCCAAUCAUACCGAAUGUACAGAUUUACCUCAUAUAUAAUCAUUUCUUUUAGAUCAAUUUAAUCAAUUUUUAUUUAUUUAUUAUUAAUCGGCCAACAACAACUAAACAUAUUAAGUGUUACGGAGUAUAGCUACGUACGUAUCGUUGUCUUCCUCGUUGGUUCCAGAAUGCGGCCGGUUUCCUUCGAACUGGAGCUCUCCUCUCGUCGUCAACAGCAGCUUUCUUCGGCAGCAACGACGUUCCGUAAACUAGUUCCGACCCAACUCCAUUGGCUUCUCCUCACUCCGGCAGAUUCCUUUCCCUCCGUCGCACGACUUUCUCUUCUUGUGGCACUGCACGUAGCGGCAGUAGGUUACGUUGGUGAUAUUUGGAGAUGCUCAAUAGUAGCAGUCCGGCACUCCGGUGUGAACCAAUCUGGCGACGCUCCUUCCGGUGGCAGCAACUCUGGCCUCUUCUUCCGGCGACGUUCGUUCUUCCCUCUGCUUCUCUCAUGAUGCCGGUCGUUCUUCUUCUUCUUGUGCGCCGGCGGUAAAGCAGUCUUCUU
Cuscuta europaea is the source of this 1914-nucleotide messenger RNA. The record is from the annotation of a GenBank genome assembly. Lineage: Eukaryota; Viridiplantae; Streptophyta; Magnoliopsida; Solanales; Convolvulaceae.